Molecule: messenger RNA, 483 nt
Organism: Aspergillus aculeatus ATCC 16872
Lineage: Eukaryota; Fungi; Ascomycota; Eurotiomycetes; Eurotiales; Aspergillaceae
Exons: 1
Coding region: 1-483 (160 amino acids)
Source: RefSeq, a predicted model, not a curated record
AUGGGGUACCCAACCGCGCAGGACAUCCAUCGGCUCUUCCUCCACCUCCGCAACUAUCCAACGGGCCACGAUCAAUUCUUUCUCGCGGCGCCGGAGGACUCGACAUGGCAGAUCACUGGGCAGCAUCCCUUCUCCGGGUCGUGGACCAAGGCCUCCUUCCUCGCCGAGAUCUGGAGCUCCAACUCGGCGCUGAUCGCGGCGCCGGGCCCUUGUUUCAUCAUGCCCCGGGGCGUGGACAGUAUUGUCUGUGACGGACGGGGCCGCGCGGCGGUCGAGCUCCGGUCAGUCCACACCGCCACCAAGGACCUGGGCUUGAGUUACGACCAGGAGUACUCGUGGCAUUGCGAGUUUGAUGCGAGCGGGACACUGCGGGCGGUUCGGAUCUAUCUGGAUUCGAUUCAUGCGGAGAAGGUGCUUGUGGCGGAGAGAGAAGCGCAGAAGGCGAGGGGGGACUCUGUGGUAUCAUCGGGGGUGAAGAUUUGA